AUGAGUGCUGUAGCCGGAUCACACAAGAAUAACGAACUCCUGGAAUUCGAAAGAGCCCGUUCGUCCACUCCUGCUCCUGAAGAAUAUGACGACGUCAGAAUCGCUGGCUAUGAGCCCCUGGUUUCUCCUGCUCUUCUUCAGCAGGAGGUGCCUCCAACAAAAGCGUCUCUUGCUGCCGUUAUCAAGGGAAGAAAAGCGGCCAGCGCUGUGGUGAAACAGCAGGACGACCGUCUGCUGGUUGUUGUUGGGCCUUGCUCCCUCCAUGACCCGGUCGCCGCCAUGGACUACUGCAGACGUUUGAAGAAACUGUCUGAUGAGCUUUCUGGGGAACUGGUAGUGAUUAUGCGUGCUUACCUUGAAAAGCCUCGUACCACUGUGGGAUGGAAAGGACUGAUCAACGAUCCAGACCUUGACACGACCUUCAACAUCAACAAGGGUCUCAAGAUCUCCAGAAAGCUGUUUGUGGAGCUAACCAACGAGGGAAUGCCUAUUGGUUCUGAGAUGCUCGACACAAUCUCUCCGCAAUUCCUCGCUGACCUCCUGUCCUUUGGCGCUAUUGGCGCCCGUACCACGGAGUCGCAGCUCCACAGAGAGCUGGCUUCCGGAUUGUCCUUCCCUAUUGGUUUCAAGAAUGGUACCGACGGGUCUUUGGAUGUGGCAAUCGACGCUAUCCAGGCCGCUGCAUCUCCUCACCAUUUUAUGGGUGUCACUAAGCAUGGUCUCGCUGCCAUCACCACUACUAAGGGAAACGAUAACUGCUUUAUUAUUUUGAGAGGUGGCAAGAAGGGCACCAAUUACGACGAGGCAUCUGUUGCCGAAGCCAAGUCCAAGCUCCCUCCAGGAGGAGUUUUGAUGGUGGAUUGCUCUCACGGAAAUUCCAACAAGGACUACAGAAACCAGCCAAAGGUGUCGAAGGAGGUGGCCAGACAGAUCGCCAAGGGUGAGGAUAAAAUCAUCGGGGUUAUGAUCGAGUCUCACAUCAACGAGGGCAAACAGUCGAUUCCUAAGGACAAGUCUGAACUCAAAUACGGUGUCUCUGUCACGGACGGCUGCGUGUCGUGGGAGACUACCGUGGAAAUGCUCACAGAGCUGGCCGAGGCCGUUAAGAUUCGCCGGACCCUAAAAUAG
Messenger RNA from Ogataea parapolymorpha DL-1, 1128 nucleotides. Its product is annotated as Phospho-2-dehydro-3-deoxyheptonate aldolase, tyrosine-inhibited. Gene Ontology annotation, biological process: aromatic amino acid biosynthetic process. The record is from RefSeq and is a predicted model, not a curated record. Bases 1 to 1128 code for a protein of 375 amino acids. Gene Ontology annotation, molecular function: 3-deoxy-7-phosphoheptulonate synthase activity. Lineage: Eukaryota; Fungi; Ascomycota; Pichiomycetes; Pichiales; Pichiaceae. The transcript has a single exon. Gene Ontology annotation, cellular component: cytoplasm.